Colletes gigas is the source of this 3182-nucleotide messenger RNA. RefSeq lists its product as uncharacterized. Lineage: Eukaryota; Metazoa; Arthropoda; Insecta; Hymenoptera; Colletidae. The record is from RefSeq and is a predicted model, not a curated record. The transcript is spliced from 13 exons. Gene Ontology annotation, molecular function: calcium ion binding. The coding region runs from base 47 to 3169 and encodes 1040 amino acids.
GGCACGGGUGUUUGAAAACGGCUGAUAAGAGUGCAUACCGCGCGCCAUGUGUACUAAGAAAAGUGCAAGCUUUCCGUGGGUCCUUUGUGUUGUUUCGCUUUUCGUCGGACUUGGCCUUUCGUUCGGACGCUGUCAAAAUGCAGAGCCCCGGGAAACGUUUAACGACAAAACUAACGCUAGGAAAAUAGGCGUUUUGCGGGACGACCUGCAGGCUGACGAUUCCGAUCAAUCGUACGCCUGGGAUCUGUCUCGCGAGGGCGUUCUCGAUGAGAACGGCCGUUCUCUCUCGUCCCGGAACGCGGCAGAGGUGCCGGAGACGGAAGCGGAAACGGUACUUCGGGCUGACGGAAAUAGGGACAAGGUCCUCGUUUCACCAGAAGGUGCUUCGUCCAACUCAUCCCUUCGGUCGGCUCUGAAUGUCGUGACAACAUCGACCGGUCGUCGAAAGGGAAAUAGCGGCGAUAGAACGCGUAAGAAACGUCGCCGAGGCAAGGAGUCGAAAGUCGCGGACGUGGACCGAGAACGCGAACCCGGCGAGUCCGUACGCGAGAACGAAGUAAGAGGGAAAAGGGGCGGCAGUCGGUCGAAGAAGUCGAAGGACUCCCAGUGGAGAAGGUAUCGCGCCGAGCGACGAAGAAGAAGGAAGAAUCGCGAUCGAAAACGCGGACGGAAAAGGUCCAGACAGAACGAGGAGAAACUCGGGGGACACAGAAUCACCAAGUUCAAGAGACGAAUGAACGAUGCACCGGCGGCACUGCUCCUCGGGAAGCUCGAGGACAACGCUUCCAACUAUAAUUUUUCGAACAUGACUUGGAGAAACGACCAGUCCCCGUUGAACGGUUCCCUGGUAGACGCGACGAACGUCACCGCGUCGUCCAAUCUUCAGGAUCAAUUGACCACCGAACCGACCAAGCGAUCGUCGCAGACGACCUCGCGUUACAGGAACUACGAGGACACGGUCGAGAGAGAAUUCUCCAAGCAGCUGGAGAAGGAGAUCUCCCGGACGCAGAUGGAGGACCCGGCGAGUCUCGAGAACCGUAUUCUGGGCAGCACGUUGACGAGAACGCCGAGCAAAAGUUCCGAAACGAAGGCGCAGAGCGAGAGCAAUCGGCCGGAGACCAGGUUCGGCAGCUCGAGGUACGACGCCGAGAAGAUGCUGGGUUAUUCGCGAACGGAGGAGGAUCUGCCUAUUCUCGAUCUGGAGAACGAAGUGCUGGCGAGGACGCUCAAGGAUUACAACGCUUACAUGACGUCGGGCUUGAAAUUAUCCAUGUUGCCGCGACACGGGGAAAUCGAGCGACGGAAAUCCGCUGGAUCCCAUCUUCAUGGUAAACCCAUAAUUGACGGAACGGAGUUGAAAAGGCUGGGCGGAAAGAAGAGCACGGAGAUGGCGAACGCCACACCGGCGUACGACGACGACACCAACGGAGAUUUAUCAUGCAUAAACGGGACUUUCCUGCCCGCGCCCCUCGCACGGCAUGCACUGAUCAAAUAUGUAAAGUCGUCGAUACCGGGCCACGAGUAUUUGGAAGCUGAUUACGAGUGCGCUCCAGGAUACUACAUGGUAACCACGACAAGCAGAUUGCUCUGCAGAAAUCGUCAAUGGGUCGGGCAUUUGCCACAAUGCAAAGUGAAGCAAAAACCCGAGGGUGUAUGUAUCGGGGCCUCUUGUGAUCAUGUUUGCAAGGACACCGAUGGCAGACCAAGAUGUUAUUGUUACAAAGGCUAUCGACUAGAAGGCAAUUCGUGCAUCGAUGUGGACGAAUGCGAGGAUAAUGAGGGAGGUUGCGAGCAUAAGUGCGUGAACACCCUGGGAUCCUUUCGUUGCGAGUGUCCAAAGGGAAUGAAACUGCUCCUGGACAGGUUCACGUGCGGGGACAUCAACGAGUGUCUGUUGAACAACGGGCACGGACCUUGUCAGGAUACGUGUCGGAAUACCAUAGGAGGCUAUGAAUGCUCCUGCGACGGUCUACAGGACACUGUCCUCUCGGUUGACAACCACACGUGUCAGGAUGCAGGUCCGUGCAGCAAUAACAACGCUGGAUGCUCCCAUACCUGUCUCUCGACGAAGGGCCGGGUCUUCUGUCUCUGUCCUGACGGUUUCGUUCUGGAGGACGACUGGAAGACUUGCCAAGACGUGGACGAGUGUGCCCAGCCCGACUUACAAACGGAAAUGUGUCGCUACGGGUGUAUCAAUACUCCCGGAUCUUAUCGGUGCGCCGAACCAAUGGAGCUAAAGGAUCAACCGAUACUAGACAGCCUGUCGAUCACCUGCCUCCCCGGUUACGAGGCCACCCCUGAUGGAACUUGUAUCGACAUCGACGAGUGCACGGUCGACAACGGGGGAUGCAUGGAGGUUUGCGAAAACACGGACGGGAGCUUCUUCUGCGCGUGCGACGGUGAUGAGAAAGUGCUGUCAUCCGACGGGAAGUCCUGCGUGGAUAUAAACAGUAUAUCCUGUCCACCGCUAAAUCCAGAGGGUCGAGGGUAUUUAAUAUGUUCUCGUAUGGCGACACCAAAAUCGUGGAGGGGUAGAGUUAGACGAAAGGUGACCAAUCGACCAGGUACCAAGUGUUACUUGAAGUGUCCCCACGGGUACCAACUCCACGGAGAAUACGAAUUAACUUGUCGUUCGGAUGGCACGUGGGACGGGCCGAAGCACGGCGAAUGUGUCAGGUACGGGAAGCCUCGUUUAGAGUGUCCAAAGGACGUGGUCGCCGAGCUACCGCCAAGUCGUGACGAGGCGUUCGUGACGUUCGAUCAACCGUCGACGGAUCUCGAUUGGUUCCGGUACGUUCGCUCGAAACCCUCCUGGGGGACCAGGUUGGAAGCAAGCCUGUUGCCCGGAGUGCACGAGAUCACGUUCUUCGCACGACACCCGGUAUCGAAGAAGCAGGCCAGCUGCGUGUUGCGCAUCAUCGUUAAAGGCGGCGAAGCGCCCAAAGUCAAAGACUGUCCAAACGACAUAGAGGUCAUCGGGAAAAAUGGGUCAGCGAUCACGUGGACCGAGCCAAUUUUCACGGACAAUGUGAAGGUGACCCAGAUUAGAAGCAACGAGAGUCCUGGGCGACGUUUUGACUUUGGCGGGCACAGGAUAGAGUACGAAGCCACCGACGAGGCCGGCUGGUCGAGCAAGUGCGUGUUCACCGUGGUCCUCCGGCAGGAGUGAGUCCUGGCAACCA